UGCAAUGUUGCGCUUUCCUGUUUACGGGCGGGAAGAGCGAACGAAGCUGAAGCCCUAUUAUUUAAAUCUCCAGGACAUUUGUUUUAAUUUACCCAGGACACGUGGUUUGCGUGUUUUACUGAUACACUGGAAACCGAGACGUGAGGUGGAAUCAUUGCUGGUGGACCAGUGGUGAAAACUAGCGAGGUUUUUGCAGAGUGGGUGCAGGACAGAUGGAGGGUCCUCCUGCUGAUUCUGGUGGUGGUGCAGCUGCGGAGGGCCCCGCGGUGCAGGUGUCCGAUAUGCGCUUGCCGACCGGGGCUCUUCCUCUCCGGCUCCUAGAGUGGAGAGUCAAACCGGGGUCUCUUGUUAACGUGGACUCCGUGCUGGCGCUGUGUGCUCCCGUAGCUCAGGAGAAGGUGACGGAGGCUGUCAAGUUGCCCGAGAGGAAGGUGAAAUCGGACCGUGCUGGAGUAGUCAAGGAGCUAGGCUGCCAGGUUGGACAAAUCAUUCUUCCUGGGAGCGUCAUUGUCAAAAUCGAAGAAUGCAGCCAUCCCAUUGUCAUGAAGGGUUUGUGCGCAGAGUGUGGUCAGGACCUGACUCAGCUCCAGGGGACAAAUGGGAACCAGCAAGCUCCCAUCUCCACAGCAACAGUCUCCAUGGUGCACAGUGUCCCUGAACUGAUGGUCAGCUCUGAGCAAGCAAAACAGCUGGCCAGAGAAGACCAGCAGAGACUCCACCGGAACAAAAAGUUGGUCCUCAUGGUGGAUUUGGACCAGACACUAAUCCAUACCACUGAGCAGCACUUCCAGCGCAUGUCCAAUAAGGGCAUUUUUCACUUCCAGCUUGGGCGAGGAGAGCCCAUGCUCCACACUCGGCUACGCCCUCACUGCAAAGAAUUCUUGGAGAAAAUUGCCAAACUCUAUGAGUUGCACGUCUUCACAUUCGGGAGUCGUCUGUACGCACACACCAUUGCUGGCUUUUUAGAUCCUGAAAAGAAGCUUUUCUCUCACAGAAUCCUUUCUAGAGAUGAAUGCAUCGAUCCAUUCUCCAAGACGGGGAAUCUUAGGAAUCUUUUCCCCUGCGGGGAUUCAAUGGUCUGUAUCAUCGACGACCGGGAGGACGUUUGGAAGUUUGCACCAAACCUCAUCACUGUGAAGAAAUACAACUACUUCCAGGGCACCGGAGACAUCAACGCUCCACCAGGAUCACAGGAAGCUCAGAUGGCCCGGAAAGGAGGCCCUUUAAGUCGACCACCAGAGAGCACAGAACAAGCAGGUGCUGAUGAGCACAGUAAUGGUCUCAGGAAAAAAGCAAAGGACCUCAGUGUUUCAGAAAAAGAAGAUCCCGUAAUACCUCAGUCUCAGGUAGGAACAUCGAAUGAAAGGACACAAAGUGACCCAGGACAAAGUCAUGGGUCAGAAACUGGUCAGAAAGGAUCAGAGUCUGGGGUGGAAUCAAAGGAAACUCAGGUGUGUGACGAAACAAAAGUUAAAGAAGAUAAUGAUAACAGGACAGAAGUAGCACAGGAAGGUGUAAACUCUUCUGUGCUGAGCCGUGAGGGCAAUAACUUAGAUUUUGACCUUUCUAGUGACAGUGACAAUGACUCCAUCACAGAAAAACCUCCCUCAUCAGACAGUGGUAGUGAAGGCAGGUCUUUCCAGACAAAGGAAUCUGGACCGGAAAAAGAAGGACAAGAACCCACCGAUGAGGACGGGACAAAGGAAAAGGACAGCAAAGUUUCUUGUGAAGUAGAAAAUAGUUGUGACGUUUCACAACCUUCAGGUGUCGUCCUCUCUGACCCGGAGCUUGGAAAUGGAUGUUUGGACAGGAGAGAACCAGAAACCGAAUCUCAGAAUAGUGAACAAUCUGGAGUCACCGUGGGUGGAGAGCUGCUUGAUCAGAGCAUGGAGGACGAGGAGGAAGAAGACGAAGCCGACACUGACCGGGACGAUCACCUGAUAUACCUGGAAGAAGUGCUGGAAAGGAUCCACACUGAGUACUUUGCUCGUUAUGAGACCUACCUGAGGAAGGAGACCUCUGAGAUGCCGGACAUUCGAAGGAUUGUUCCUGAGUUGAAGAGCAAGACGCUGGAGGGAACAACUUUAAUGUUCAGCGGUCUUUACCCAACUAACUACCCCAAGGAGAGGACUCGAGAAUACUACCACGCCAAAGCACUGGGGGCCAAGAUUGGCAAGAAUCUGAUUCUAAACCUGCAAGACCCGAAUCGGACAACCCAUCUCAUCGCAGCAAGAGCAGGAACAGAGAAGGUGCGUCAGGCACAAGGCUGCAAACUCCUUCAUGUCGUCAACCCUGACUGGCUGUGGAGUUGUUUGGAGCGCUGGGAAAGGGUUGAAGAAAAGCUGUACCCUCUGAAGGAUGAUUACUCCAAGACGUCACGGAGCAACAGCCCCGCUGCUUUUCUGGACAACCAGGGCUCCAUGCAGAAUCCCAUUUUCCACCAAGCUCCACUCCACCCCAAACCUCCACCUGCAGCACCGGAGGUUCGGACGUAUGACCCCGUGACGGGAAAGCUCAUUCGCAGGGGCCCUCAGGUGUCCUGUCCACAACCCUACCUGCAGCGGUCCCUCUCUGACCCCAGAGAUCAGUCUGCUCUAAGAGGAACUGCACAAAGUCAACAAAACGAGGUGGCAGGAUCCAGCCGAGCUGACGAGCAGCCAGGACCUUCCCGACGAAAACGCCAGCUGAGCAUGUCCGAAACCAUGCCCCUGUACACACUUUGCAGGGAAGAUCUAGAAAGCAUGGAUAAAGAGGUGGACGACAUCUUAGACGAGGAGAGCGACAAUGAAAGCGAAGGCCAAGGGAAGGAGAGGACGAAUGCCAAGGUGAUGGACGACGCAGAGGAGAGUCAGACAGGAGGUGGACAAACGUCUGGGAGAGAGCUCGGUCCUCAAGCGAGCGGUGUGGAGGAGAGGCUUCAGACGUCAUCUAGUGACAACAAUCUGUCCCAAAACGUUCAAAGGGGUCACAAACGUAAGCAAGAGGAGGAGGGAGAAGAAGAAGACAUGGCCGGACACGAUGCAAAGAAAAAACGAGGGGACGACUCUGCUGAAUCCUCCAAGGACUCCAACGAAGAAGAAGGCAGCAGCUCCGAGGCAGACGAGAUGGCCGCCGCGUUGGAGGCGGAGCUGAUCGAUUUUAUGUGACGUGGACACCAAAACAAAUGGCUCAGUCAGAAACAACAACAAUCUUGGUCACCUUUCCAAGUGGUACCUUAAAGGUUUUUCUUUUUGUUCUGGAAUCUGUGGAAUCGGGAUGUGUAAGCCAUUGAUAGGUGUUAUAAUGAACUGAAUGUUCUUGCUGUGUAAAUAAAGGCUAAGUUUUUGUAGCACUUCCAUAUAGAGUUUUUGGCUAAAAAAAACUUUUCAUUUUAUUGUAAAAUGUCAGACUGCAGGAGGCAUAAAAUUUGAUACUUUUUUUCUACUUCAAGUUUUAUAUGAAUGAGCUGUGUUAUAUUGUAUAUGUAUAUUUUGCCGAUUGUUCUUGCCAAAGAGUUUGAAAUAAGUUUGCCACGGUGUGCAGCUAAACAUUUUACGAAUUUUUUUUCCUUUUGUUCUCAACUAGAUUUUAAGGCCGAUGCAACCAGACCUAAUCCAGACAUUUGAAUGUGUUUCCUCUUCCUUGUGGUCUUUGUAUAUUUUAAACUCUUGUGAUAAAUAACACCUUAUAACCAUAAAC
Austrofundulus limnaeus is the source of this 3678-nucleotide messenger RNA. RefSeq names its product CTD (carboxy-terminal domain, RNA polymerase II, polypeptide A) phosphatase, subunit 1 (gene ctdp1). Gene Ontology annotation, molecular function: RNA polymerase II CTD heptapeptide repeat phosphatase activity. The transcript is spliced from 13 exons. The coding region runs from base 213 to 3146 and encodes 977 amino acids. Gene Ontology annotation, cellular component: nucleus. Lineage: Eukaryota; Metazoa; Chordata; Actinopteri; Cyprinodontiformes; Rivulidae. The record is from RefSeq and is a predicted model, not a curated record.